Molecule: messenger RNA, 553 nt
Organism: Aspergillus glaucus CBS 516.65
Lineage: Eukaryota; Fungi; Ascomycota; Eurotiomycetes; Eurotiales; Aspergillaceae
Exons: 2
Coding region: 47-355 (102 amino acids)
Source: RefSeq, a predicted model, not a curated record
GUGUGACGGCUCAACGACCAGACAAACAUUGCCAACAUGCCAAAAGAUGCCAUACAAGCAAUAUGGACAAACAAGGGCUCAAGCCGCAUCGCACAAAGGCUUAUAUAGAGACUGCACUCGCCAGAUAGAUUUCCUCUCCUUUUUCCUUCCCAGAUUCGAUAUUCUCGUUGAUGGCUACAAUAGUCAAGAUAGGAAUUCAGUUCGUAUUAUCUUCUAUUCCGAGCCCGUGACAAGUAGAUUAUCAAUGGCCCCACCUCAUUCUUUCCUCUUAAUUCAAGGCGCUAUUGUGAUCCUAGCCAUCCCAUAUACAAGCACAGACUCACAUAUAACGGCCCAACACUGCAUCAAAAGAUGAUACAUCACAAAUGCCGCUAUACAACCCUGCCACCAACAACCCCUAUAAAAAACCUCUUCAUUAUCCAGAUAGAUUUCCUUUUCUCUUCUCUUCUCCAGAUUCGAUAUUCUCGUCGCUGGCUACAAUAGUUUAGAUAGGAACAUUGAUUCAAUAUUAUCUACUAUUCCGAGCCCGUGACAAUAGCUGAAUUUGUUUACA